UCUCCACUCCUGGCUUGACUAAAGUUAGGCAGGCAGCAAUGCUAGGGCAAAUUGGCUUACUUGCUACGUACCAGUUACCGAACUACCCUCCUACUCCUAGCUGGCUAAAUCCGUUUGUUGCAACUGUUUCCAGAAUGAAGAGGAGGAGAGCGACCUCCGGCCCGGACGGCCACCCCCCCCCCCCCCCUUCUUCUGACGGGGGCAGGACCAAACGCCCAGCCAGGGUUGCCAGUCUCCAGCGCGAUCCCCCGCUCCACACAUCCAGUGGGGAGGACUGGGGGAACCUGCCCCACCACGUGGUCCUGCAGGUGUUCCAGUGUUCCCUGGUGGAACAGGCCCGCGCCUCGUCCGUGUGCCGCCACUGGAACCAGGUCUUCCACAUCCCGGACCUGUGGUGCAGGUUCGAGUUCGAGCUCAACCAGCCCGCCACAUCCUGCCUGAGGUCCACCCACCCGGACCUCAUCCAGCAGAUCAUCAAGAAGCACGCCCAGCACCUGCAGUACGUCAGCUUCAAGGUGGACAGUACAGAGUCUGCAGAGGCUGCCUGUAACAUCCUGUCUCAGCUGGUGAACUGCUCCAUCAAGACCCUGGAGCUCAUCUCCAUCUCCCAGCCCAGCUUCAUGAGCGUGUCUCCAGGUGAGUGUCUCUACGCCCAGUCUCACUUCGUCUCAGCGCUGACGGUGGUGUUUGUGAACUCCAAGUCAAUGUCCUCCAUAAAGAUGAACGACACCCCGGUGGACGACCCCUCCCUUAGGGUGCUGGUGGCCAAUAACAGCCACACGCUGAAGCUGCUGAAGAUGAGCAGCUGCCCCCACGUCUCCCCGCAGGGUGUCCUGUGUGUGGCGGAUCAGUGCCACGGCCUGAGGGAGCUGCUGCUGAACUACCACCUGCUGAGUGACGACCUACUGCUGGCGCUGUCGCCAGAGAAGCGUCUGGAGCACCUGCGUGUGGACGUGGUGAGUGAGGCGGGCCCCGUGCUUCCCCACGCUGCGGAGCUUCCCCACGCUGCGGAGCUUCCCCACGCUGUGAGCUUCAGCUGGGAGGUGCUGGAGCGCCACUCGCCCUCCGUCAUGCACUUCUACCUCCGCGACGACCAGUUCGGGCCCUUCUUCCAGGACCGGACGCCCAUCACGCACGUGUACUUGGGCCAGACGGUGAGCAGGGCGGCGCUGGGGCGCGUGGGGCUGCACUGCCCCCGCCUGGUGGAGCUGCUGGUGAGCGAGCCCCUGGACGAGGAGCUGAUCCGCAUCGGGGAGCGCUGCCACAGGCUGGCCCGCGGGCUGGCAGCCGGGGGCCAGGGCGAGUGUGAGGUCACCUGCUCCGGCUUCCUGCGCUUCGUCCAGAUGUGCGGCGGCCGCCUGGCCCAGCUGAGCAUCAUGGAGGAGGUGCUGAUCCCCGACACGCAGUGCGGCCUGGAGCAGCUUCACGCUGAGGUGUCCAAGCACCUGGGCCGGCUGUGGUACCCCGAUAUGAUGCCCACCUGGUAACCCCCGCUCACACCCGGUAACCCCCAAACCCACCUGGU
Conger conger (European conger) is the source of this 1525-nucleotide messenger RNA. It is a transcript of the gene fbxl3l, whose product is annotated as F-box and leucine-rich repeat protein 3, like. Lineage: Eukaryota; Metazoa; Chordata; Actinopteri; Anguilliformes; Congridae. The record is from RefSeq and is a predicted model, not a curated record. Gene Ontology annotation, molecular function: protein binding. Gene Ontology annotation, biological process: entrainment of circadian clock by photoperiod; G2/M transition of mitotic cell cycle; SCF-dependent proteasomal ubiquitin-dependent protein catabolic process. Gene Ontology annotation, cellular component: nucleus; SCF ubiquitin ligase complex; cytosol.